This is a messenger RNA of Pteronotus mesoamericanus, 3333 nucleotides long. It is a transcript of the gene ZNF175, whose product is annotated as zinc finger protein 175. The record is from RefSeq and is a predicted model, not a curated record. Lineage: Eukaryota; Metazoa; Chordata; Mammalia; Chiroptera; Mormoopidae. Gene Ontology annotation, molecular function: RNA polymerase II cis-regulatory region sequence-specific DNA binding; DNA-binding transcription factor activity, RNA polymerase II-specific. Bases 44 to 2350 code for a protein of 768 amino acids. The transcript is spliced from 5 exons. Gene Ontology annotation, biological process: regulation of transcription by RNA polymerase II.
GACUCCGAGCAGCCAUUCUGUUUACGUGAUCGACUGUUUCUAAAUGUGUGGGACGCGCAGGGCUUCUUGGUGUCUCUUCAGAGCCCCUGGGUCAGGCCAUGUCUUCGUGGCUAUAGGAUCUCCCUUCACAGCCUGGCCUCUUCCCAGCAGCUCUGACUGGAGCCUCCAGAUGCUCACGCAGCUCCGGGCUCCUGGGAAAAGUGGGGUUGUCUGCAAGAGAGACCCAGAGCAGAAGCCCAGAGAGGACAUGGCUGCUGAUGUGAAUUUGCCCCCGAGGCCGCAGGUGCCGGGUCCAGAGGAGCAGGAUGGAUUAUGUGAGGGAUCAGUGUCAUUUGAGGACGUGACCGUGGACUUCAGUAGGGCGGAGUGGCAUCAGCUCACCCCUGCCCAGAGACGCCUGUACCUGGACGUGAUGCUGGAGAUCUACAGCCACCUCUUCUCUGUGGGGUGUCACAUUCCCAACCCAGAGGUCAUUUUCAGGAUGGAGAAAGAAAAGGAGCUAUGGGGAGGCGAGGCUGAACUCCCACAUCGGAGGCACCAAGAUACGAAGUUUGGUCUCAACACUCCACAACAGGACAUUUCUGGAACAGCUUCAUUUCAUGGCCUGGCUGGCAAGGUCACAAGAGGUGGUUCUUGGUGUUCCGUUUUAGCAGAACUGUGGAAGGAUGCUGGCCGUACCGUGAGAGAUCAGCCAAAUCAAAAUGAACCUUCGCAUCAGAGGGCUUUCCUCAACAAGAAAAAAAUGAAUACAGAGAAAGAUUGUGAAUAUAAGGACCCUGGGACAAUCAUUCACGUGAGGCCCCACCUUGUUCCUUCGCAAAAAAGAUGCCAUAAACGUUCACUUGCAAGAAGUUUGAAGCCUAACCUAGAAUUAAAUAGUCAAAAUCAAAGCAACACCACAAAACACCUUGAUGAGAUUGUGGGAUCUAGUCAGCUACUCACCCGUAGCUCUUCCCAUGCCAACUGCAAGAAUAUUCACACAGGAAAGAACUUCUGCAAAGGUAAUCAACGUCCAAAAGUCCUCAGCCACAAACAGUCACUCACACAACCUCAAACUCAUACUCUGGAGAAACCAGGUAAGUGUACCGAAUGUGGGAGGGACUUCACCCAGAAGCCGCGCCUCCUUAGGCAACAGAGAUUCCAUAGUGUAGAAAACCUCCAGGAAUGCAGCAAAUGCAGAAAAGCCUUCGCCUCGCAACCAAAGUUUGGUGACUAUCUGACAGAUCACAUAGGCAGCAUACCUAAUAUAUGUAAGGAAUGUGGAAAAGUCUUUGUUCAGAGGUCAGAGUUGAUUACACAUCAGAAAACUCACACUAGGAAGAAACCCCAUAAAUGCCAUGAAUGUGGAAAAGCCUUUUUCCAGACGCUAUCUCUCUUCAGACAUCAACGAACUCACAUGAGAGAAAAACUAUACAAUUGCAGCGAAUGUGGGAAAGGCUUCUCCCAGAAUUCGACCCUCAUUAUACAUCAGAAAAUUCAUACUGGCGAACGACAGUAUGCGUGCAGCGAAUGUGGGAAGGCCUUCACCCAGAAGUCAACGCUCAGCUUGCACCAGAGAAUCCAUUCAGGGGAGAAGUCGUACGUGUGCAUCAAAUGCGGGCAGGCCUUCAUCCAGAAGGCUCACCUAAUUGUGCACCAAAGAAGUCACACAGGAGAGAAACCUUAUCAGUGCCACAACUGCGGGAAAUCCUUCAUUUCCAAGUCACAACUUGAUAUACAUCAUCGAAUUCACACUGGGGAGAAGCCUUAUGAGUGUAGUGACUGUGGAAAAACCUUCACCCAAAAGUCACACCUCAACAUACACCAGAAGAUUCAUACUGGAGAAAGGCACCAUGUAUGCAGUGAAUGUGGAAAAGCCUUCAACCAGAAGUCAAUCCUCAGCAUGCAUCGGAGAAUCCACACCGGAGAGAAGCCUUACAAGUGCGGUGACUGUGGGAAGGCUUUCACUUCUAAGUCACAAUUCAAAGAGCAUCAGCGAAUUCACACUGGAGAGAAACCCUACGUGUGCACUGAAUGUGGAAAGGCUUUCAACGGGAGAUCAAAUUUCCAUAAACAUCAGAUGACUCACACUAGAGAGAGAACUUUUGCCUGUUGCACGUGUGGGAAUGCCUUCAUCCAAAAAUCAGAGUUGACGACACAUCAGAGAACUCAUAUUGGAGAGAAACCUUAUGAAUGCCGUGACUGUGGAAAAUCCUUCAGUAAGAAACCACAACUCAAAGUGCAUCAGCGAAUUCACACAGGAGAGAGACCCUAUGUAUGUACUAAAUGUGGGAAGGCCUUCAACAAUAGGUCAAAUUUUAAUAAACACCAAACAACUCAUACCAGAGACAAAUCUUACAAAAGCAGUUAAUUCUGUGAAAGGCUUCACCUGGAAAUCAAUACCUAGUACAAAUUUUUGUAUACAUAAAUGAAACAAACUCCAAGUCUCUUGAAGAAAAAUAUUUCAUGAGUCAAAUUUAAUUGUAUGUUACAGAAUUUAUGCUCCAGAAAAAUUCUAGGAAAUGCAUUGCGUGUCAUAAGUCACACAUUAUUUUAUGUGAGGGAAACUCCCAAAAAAGAACUUUUAACAAUGUGUGAAAUUGUCCAUAUUUGUACUACCUUUGUUAAGGAUUAUAAAAUUCACCUGGGGAAGAAAUCUUGGCUAAUGUACUGAGAAAAAUAUUUCUAUAGAAAGGGAUGACAGUUACCAGAUUAUUUAUAGGCUGGUUUGUGGCUAAUCAUCUUAAUGAUAACCCUGUUUAAUGUGAGAUAUCAAUAUUUUUAAAAGUGUAAGCAAACUGAAUGAUGACUGGACAAUAUUAUGGAUGUAUGUAUAUGGUAUCUGUUUAUAUAAGUAUAUGUAGUAUCUGCAUAUAUAUAUGCAGUCAGGUCAAUAUAUGUGUAUACACACAUACACACACCCACGCCCCACCCAGUUCUGUAGUGUCUGCUACAGAAUCUGCGUAACAGGAGGUGUGGGUAGAUUAUAUAUUUUUUAAAGAAUUCAACUGUUUAUUAAAUUUAUUCCCUAUUGCUAUUUAUAUCCUGAGGUUGCACAAUUAUUUACAUAGACGUAUGAACUUACAUUUUUGGUAAAUGCAUAAAUGUGACUGUAUAAUGUAUACUGGUCUUCACAGUGUAGUUUCUUUGUUCAUGAGUAGCUCAGCUCUACCCUCCCUUUUCUUUCUGCCUCCACCAUCUGUGAUGAGCCCCUCAUAGGUAACCAGCGUAUGGACUGGUUAUGGGCUCUUUCAUAUUUGUAUACAGACUCCUAGUCAUGUACACCAGGAGUGAGCAAAUUGGCCAUCGGCUAAAUCUGGUCAGACACAUGUUCUUUUUUUAAUAAAGUUUUAU